GACUGGUUCGGACAUGAAAGUGGACCGCGGCCGAAUUCACGCGAGCACACGCGACCACGUAUCGCGCGCGCGUCAGUUUGUUCCCGCGAGUGCGGAGAACGUGUCGAAUGUGUGUUAGACGCGCAUUUACGAGCGAGUUCGGUGUUUGAAUCGUCCGCGCCGGUGUCGAGUCGCGCCUCGAGGAAUCCUCAAUCUCUCACACACAGACCCGCGAGCUGUCGCAAGUGGCACAGGAGGAGAGGACGAUGCGCCACAGCGUUCCCGUUUUCCCUGGCGAACUGAGUGAACCGGACUAAAGAAGAAGAGACGAGGAGCAGGAGGAGAGAAGAGGGCGCGAAUCGAUAGCGCGCGCGUUUUCGGCGGUGUGUCGGAUCAGCUGGCGGUACCUCCAUCCCCGGCCUCGUCCGACUGCAUUUUCCCUUCCUGUUUCCCUCGGAGGAGAAAAGCGUGGAGAGCACACGGUGGAUAGGCGGUGCUCGGAGGAAAUUUUCCACCCUUUUUCGCGAUGAGAGACACCGGCAACCAGGCCAAGUACGAGCAACUCUUGGACGACGCCGGCUUCGAGAUCCGCAACGACGACAAGGAACACAACGAGAAUGCGUCGCUAGAAGAGGGUAAAGAGCACAACUCCGAGAUGUGGUUGACAACUGCCGAAUCAGCUAGUCUCGGGGCUGAGGAGGUAGCAGCUAGAUUACACGUCGACGUGCGAACGGGACUCAGAUGGCAGGAGGUUGAUCACAGAAGACAGUUAACAGGUUUUAAUGAAUUUACCGUAAAGGAAAAGGACCCACUAUGGAAGAAAUAUGUCGAACAGUUCAAGAAUCCAUUGAUUCUUCUUCUACUUGCCUCUGCAUUUGUCAGCGUGUGUAUGAGGCAAUUCGAUGACGCUGUUAGUAUUACCGUGGCUAUCAUAAUAGUGGUGACAGUUGCAUUUGUACAAGAGUAUCGAUCGGAGAAGUCUUUAGAGGAAUUGAAUAAAUUGGUACCACCGAUAUGCCACUGCUUAAGAGAGGGCCGCGUAGAGACAUUUCUCGCCCGCAAUUUAGUUCCUGGUGAUAUAGUUUAUUUAAAUAUUGGGGACAGAGUGCCUGCCGAUGUGAGAAUAUUCGAGGCCAUAGAUUUGGCGAUCGACGAAAGCAGUUUUACCGGGGAGACCGAGCCAGCGCAAAAGUCGACGGCUCCUUUACUCAAGACUAAUGGACUGACAUCGAAGAGGAACAUCGCGUUCAUGGGCACGUUGAUACGCUGCGGCAACGGCAAGGGAAUUGUAGUGAAUACGGGAGAAAAGAGUGAAUUUGGGAAGGUUUUCUCGAUGAUGCAAGCCGAGGAGGCGCCAAAGACUCCACUACAGCGAAGCAUGGACAUUUUAGGUACUCAGCUGUCCUUCUAUUCGUUCUGCAUUAUCGGUAUCAUUAUGCUGUUGGGCUGGAUCCAAGGUAUGGCUAUCCUUGAGAUAUUUACCAUUGGUGUAAGCUUGGCAGUGGCGGCUAUACCGGAGGGCUUGCCCAUUGUUGUGACCGUAACCCUGGCAUUGGGAGUGAUGAGAAUGGUUAAGAGAAAAGCCAUUGUCAAGAAGUUGCCGAUCGUUGAGACUCUUGGCUGCGUAAAUGUGAUAUGCUCCGAUAAAACUGGUACGAUCACGAAGAACGAGAUGACCGCGACGAUUCUAGUGACGUCGGAAGGUUACGUCGCGGAUGUUACUGGCACAGGAUACAACGGCGUGGGAGAAGUAUGCAUACGGAAGUGUGACAACAUUGAUCUCGCACGCGCCGCUAUCAGCAAUAUGCUAGAAGUAGGUUGCGUGUGUAACAACGCUAUCAUACAGGAUAAUACUUUGCUCGGGCAACCGACGGAAGGCGCGCUAAUAGCUGUGGCAAUGAAAUUUGGAAUGUAUGGGAUUGCGAAUAAGUUUCUGCGAUUACAAGAGUACCCGUUCUCUUCGGAGCAAAAAAUGAUGGCUGUGAAGUGCACCCCGAAAUUCGGCGAGAAUAGGCAAGAAAUAUACUUUGUAAAGGGUGCGCUGGAAAAAAUUUUGCCCCAAUGUACGAAAUAUUACGAGAACGGUCAGGUGUAUCCCCUUAGCCAGAAGAAAGAUCAGGAAUUCCUGACAGAAGCGUACGAUAUCGGUCAACAAGGAUUGAGAGUGAUUGGUCUGGCGCGCGGCUCCUCGUUACAGGAUCUCAUUUACAUGGGUCUAGUUGGUAUUUGCGAUCCACCGAGGCCCCGUGUGCGCGAAUCUAUUAGUAUCUUGUUAAAUAGCGGCGUUAAAGUGAAAAUGGUGACCGGCGAUGCGAAGGAGACUGCGGCUGCAAUAGCUAGCAUGAUCGGAUUGGAUACGCUUCACAGUCGGCUAUUGUCGGGGGAUGAAAUUGACAUGAUGUCUGAACACCAGUUAGAGCAAUGCAUCAAUAACGUUAGUGUGUUUUAUCGCGUGACGCCAAAACACAAACUGUGUAUCGUAAAAGCCUUACAGAGAAACGGUAAUAUAGUGGGCAUGACUGGUGAUGGCGUAAACGACGGGGUGGCGUUGAAAAAGGCAGACAUAGGUAUCGCCAUGGGUAAAAACGGCACGGACGUAUGCAAAGAAGCGGCCGACAUGAUCUUAGUCGAUGACGAUUUCGGAACCAUUAUCGCCGCGAUCGAGGAAGGUAAAGGAAUCUUCCACAAUAUUCGCAACUUCGUGAGGUUUCAACUGAGUACUAGUAUAGCUGCGCUUUCGUUGAUCGCUCUUGCGACGUUAAUACCGAGCAUACCGAACCCCUUGAAUGCCAUGCAAAUAUUGUGGAUUAACAUCAUUAUGGACGGUCCACCGGCUCAAAGUCUUGGAGUAGAACCGGUUGACAAGGACGUUUUAAAACAAAAACCACGGAAUACGAAGGAACCGAUGAUCACACGACACCUCAUAAUUAACGUUUUAUUGUCGGCUAGUAUCAUUAUGCUUGGUUCUUUAUGGGUGUACCAUAGAGAGAUGGGCCAUCAAAAUCCCGCGAGGGAAACUACCAUGACGUUUACUUGCUUUGUAUUCUUCGACAUGUUCAAUGCCCUUAGCUGUAGAUCGCAGACGAAAUCUAUAUUCACAAUUGGUCUAUGGAGCAAUAAAAUGUUUCUGGUAGCCGUAACGUUAUCUGUCAUCGGACAAAUGUUUGUUAUUUACUUCCCACCGUUGCAGAAGAUAUUUCAGACUGAAGCUCUCACGGCAAGAGAUCUUCUUUUCCUGGUGGCGUUGACGUCGAGUGUCUUCGUAAUCAGCGAGAUAAAGAAGUUCAUCGAGAGGCAACUGCAGAGGCGUCGAGUCAACGGCCAGUAUUACAAUAAGUUUGAGAUGGACUUUGUAUGACAGUUACAGUUUGCCGACGAGGCAAACAAAUAUCAUAACGAAUAAGCGCAUCAAUUAUCGCUCGGCGUCGAUAUGCAAUCGGUCGCAAUCGUUCGUUUAUAAUCGACACGCGUUACUUCUCGCUAACACGUCUGCUCGACUACUAUGCUUGCACAUUCGUAACUUCGUCACGUGUGCACCUCUAUCACACACACACACACAUACACACACACACACACACACACACAGAGAGAGACAUAACGCACAUUCAGGAGCAUAACGAUAUCUUUCCUGUGACUCCACUGUCUACGUAUUGAUUGCGCAGUGAUUGCGGCUUUUUUUACCUACCGUCUACGAUUGUCAAAUUGUGCGAUUCUCUAUUUUUUCGAAACGCAUCUACGUAGAGGGAGAGAAAGAAGAGAAACAUUUCGAGUUGUAGUAGGUUACAUAGAUUAGCUAUUAGAGUAUAUUUCAUUAUUGUCCUCACAGUGAAACUACUACGUACUACUACAAUACCAAUCACCGUUUUUCGUAGGUAAUAGCGGCGCUACUGCACAUUCCAUGCACGUUUGAUAGAUCGCGAUGACUACGAUAUAUUCUACAAUAUAUAAUAUAAUUGUAGAUUGCAAUCCAAAGCAAUGUUUGCACUGAAUUCAUCGUAAUCAUUCUAUAUUCAGUACUGUUUUCUAUAAAUACUGUGACAAUUUUUAAGACCCGCUCGGGGAGAAGCGUCGAUUCAACCAUAUCCGUUCAUUCACUGUCGGUCAAUUCGCGUUACAGGAGAAGCGAAUUCUGCAGCAUUUUACCGAGUAAGAACAGAGAGAUAAGAAAUAAACGUACUGUAAUUAAGGCCAUUCAUGCAUGUCGAUUGCAUUUAAAAAAUACAGUUGUAAUCAGUGAAAAUAAAUUGCUCUCUUACAAUGUUCC
Ooceraea biroi (clonal raider ant) is the source of this 4243-nucleotide messenger RNA. It is a transcript of the gene SPoCk, whose product is annotated as secretory pathway calcium atpase. Gene Ontology annotation, biological process: calcium ion transport. Gene Ontology annotation, cellular component: membrane. The record is from RefSeq and is a predicted model, not a curated record. Gene Ontology annotation, molecular function: ATP binding; P-type calcium transporter activity; ATP hydrolysis activity. Lineage: Eukaryota; Metazoa; Arthropoda; Insecta; Hymenoptera; Formicidae.